AUGCAAGCGGCGCCCCGGGAUGAAACUAGUAUAGAACAUUUAAGUGACACAAAAAAGUUUGAGUAUAUAUCUCCGCUCAUGAUCAAACUCACCCCUCGACCAGUCGCUCGACUAGUCGGUCGACUAGUUGAGAUCGCAGCCAUGGACCACAAGGAGUUCCGGGUGAAAGCAAAAGAAUUGGUGGACUAUAUGGCGGAUUACCUGGAGAAUAUCAGGGACCAUAAGGUGUACCCUGGGGUCCAGCCAGGCUACCUCCACAAGAGACUACCGGACCACGCACCAGAGACACCGGAGAAAUGGGACGACAUCUUCAAAGACGUGGAGGAUCACAUCAUGCCCGGGAUCGUCCACUGGCAGAGUCCCCACAUGCACGCGUACUUCCCAGCAUUGACCUCAUACCCAUCAAUCAUGGGAGAAAUGCUGUCUAGUGCUAUGAAUGUCCUCUGCUUCACCUGGGCUUCAUCGCCGGCUGGUACAGAAUUAGAGACGAUAGCGAUGAACUGGCUCGGGAAACUCCUCGGUCUACCGGAGUGCUUCCUUAAUGAAAAGAACGACAGCCAAGGAGGUGGUGUGAUACAGACCACAGCGAGCGAGGCAACCCUGGUGAGUCUGCUAGCUGCCCGCACCAGGGCCCUGAUGGAACUAUCAGCUCUCAACCCUGACAUGCAGUCCUCUGAACUGCUCGGACAUCUGAUAGCUUACUGUUCCGACCAAGCACAUUCAUCAGUGGAGAAGGCUGGACUCAUUGGUCUGGUGCGGAUGCGUUACAUAGAAUCUGAUGAACAUCAGUGUAUGAGAGGAGACAAAUUAGAGGAAGCUAUCCUCAAUGAUAAGGCCAAGGGAUUGGUACCCUUCUGGGUGUGCGCCACCCUCGGUACGACGGGUUCCGUAGCCUUCGAUGAUCUCCGUGAGAUAGGUCCAGUGUGUGACCAGCACUCCAUCUGGCUGCACGUGGAUGCUGCUUACGCUGGGAGCGCGUUUAUAUGCCCCGAAUACAGACACUGGCUGGACGGUAUCGAGCUGGUGGAUUCCUUCGCCUUCAAUCCAUCCAAGUGGCUGAUGGUCAACUUCGACUGCACCGGCAUGUGGGUCAGGGACAGUAACGCUCUGCAUAGAACCUUCAACGUUAACCCUAUUUAUCUAAGACACGAAAAUUCAGGCAAAGCUAUCGACUAUAUGGUUGGUACCCAACACGCGAACACCAGGCGUAGGAUCGAAACCGAAAUCCUCAUCAAAGGUGAUCAUGAGGAGAGUGUUAUAAGUGACGAGGGUUACCCGCCCAGUGAGGAGAGUAGCCUUACUGACGAGAGUGACGAGGAUGUCAAGUCACAGGACACGUCACACGUAGCUACGAUACAAUUGGAAAACCCCAAUAAGAAAGAGCUACUUCAUUGGCAGAUACCUCUCAGUCGACGGUUCAGAGCUUUAAAGCUGUGGUUCGUAUUGAGGAAUUACGGAGUCAGCGGCCUCCAGAAACACAUUAGAGAGAGCGUACGUCUAGCUCAGAAGUUUGAGGCUUUGGUGCUAGCGGAUCAACGUUUUGAAAUACCACAACCACGGAAUCUUGGCAUGGUGGCUUUCCGUCUCAAAGGAGACAACACCCUCACUGAGUAUCUCCUGAAGCGUCUGAACGCUCGCGGCUACCUGCACGCGGUGCCAGCGUGUUUCAAAGGAGUCUACGUCAUUAGAUUCACCGUCACUUCCCAAAGAACCACCAACCAGGACAUACUCGACGACUGGACUGAAAUCAAGACUGUGGCGUCCGAAAUACUGAAGGAAAUGUUCGGAUCAGAAAACGGGAAUAUCGUGGUGUCCAAGAAACCGAGGAUUUCUUUGAAAGAGACUCGCGAACUGAACGCCACGUUUGGUACGAGUCUGUUGCUAGCCAACAGCCCAAUGAGUCCUAAGAUCGUAAACGGCACGCACGCUGCGAUAUGUGAUUACGAGUCACUACUAUCAUCAUGCGCUCAGACAUUCGCUGAACUGAAAAUGGAACCCAAAGACAGUCCCGAGAUGCGUCGUCGUGUUCGAGGUAUGAAGGCUUGUGGCAAGAAGUUCUCUCUGGACUCCUACAUGGACAUGCUCCAGGACCUGGUGGUGGAGUCACUGCCGCAGUGCUCGGAAGAGAAGGAGGAGACUCCUAAUGGUAAAUAUAUAACAAGCCCCGCCCCUACGUGUGCAGGUUCCAGUCCCGCUGAUCGCUCCAUCUCAUCACCCAUAGUAUCGAGCACUACUAUAAAACCAGACGUCUGCACGGACAACCAGUUACUAGUACCGAUGACCCCCUCCAGACAGUUCAGAUCGAAAUCGGUCGACGAGACCGAUUUGAAGCUAGACGACGCUAUCAUCUCCAUAGACAUCAAGAACAACGAGAUCACACUCACGCCGACCGAUUCUAAAAGCAUUCUCGACACAGAUGACAUGAAAAUCGGCGAUCGGAUUUCCAGAGCAUUCGACCUGGACACUAAUAUGGAGUAUAAAGACGCAGGUGAAGCGAAGCUGACUAUCAAAGGACCUGGAAGUUACAUAAAGCAACUAAUCCAGCAGUUCAGUGAGGGUCCAUUUGACCCAGAGGUCUGUAACCCUGACCCGGCCAGAGCAAUCACCACACAGAGCCUUAAACAACGCGCUGAUGCUUUUUGCAAGAAAUGUCUACACUACAAGGUCAAUAAGUAA
Molecule: messenger RNA, 2676 nt
Organism: Danaus chrysippus (African queen)
Lineage: Eukaryota; Metazoa; Arthropoda; Insecta; Lepidoptera; Nymphalidae
Source: the annotation of a GenBank genome assembly